UAAAGCUGUUUACCUUAUACAAGGUUACAUUAUUUUGCAAGUUUUCAUUACAUAUUCAACGACGUAAUACCCAGUGAUUAACUUAUCUGGGGUAUUUAAAACCAGAGAUUUUCCGAGUAGAAAGGUGAAAAUAUGGAAAAGUUAAACACACUUUUUAAAUCGAUCACAUUGGUUUGGAUUCUAGCUUAUUCAAUUCUCACGAACAAUUUAAUUUCUGGCGAGGAGACACAGUCUGAGUGUGAUUCCAAACAGCUGGAAGAGCUCACCAUGCUUAAAACGGAAAUGUCACAGUUCAAAGAAAUAAUUGAGAAUCAACAAACCGAAAUCAACAGCCUUCAAAAUAAAAUCAAAGCAUUGCAGCACAAACCGACUGCCUUCCUUGCGGAGAUAACAAAUAGCAUUUCUGGAUCCAGUUUCCGCGUCUACUUCCAGAAUGUCAAGCUUAAUCUCGGGAACGCUUACAUUCCACAUCAUGGGCUAUUUAUAGCUCCAGUAAACGGUACAUAUUUGUUUUCCGUAUCAGCUUGUUCUAAGGCGGGCAGAUAUAUUACACUGUCCAUUGUUGCCAAGAAUAUCGCUGCUGGCCACCUUUUAGCCGGGUGCUCUUCGAUUACAGACUGCAAUUCCAAAGAUUUUCUUUUGUGGCUUCAAGCUGGUGACGACGUUUACAUUCGACACAGUGGUGAAGGCGAUUAUCUCUUCGCUAACUCGAAGUAUGGUUAUCCAACCUUUUCGGGAGUACUUGUACAUGCGGAUUAAAUCCACGCAAUAUCUACAUAACUCUAACAACAGUCUAUGAUCAUGACAAUAGUGCACUUUUCCUAGGAUCGACAUGAAGCUCGUAUGAAGUAAUGACGUCACGGUGUUUUAUGUGAGAAGUAUUAUUCGUUAUCCAUAGAAAUUCAUAUUAUUGUCACUAUGAUAAAUAGAUGUAACCAGAUUAUCUAGUAUUGUUGAAUAAAGGGUAUUUUUUUUCAAA
Messenger RNA from Mercenaria mercenaria, 979 nucleotides. Its product is annotated as heavy metal-binding protein HIP-like. Lineage: Eukaryota; Metazoa; Mollusca; Bivalvia; Venerida; Veneridae. The transcript has 2 exons. Bases 133 to 759 code for a protein of 208 amino acids. Gene Ontology annotation, molecular function: protein binding. The record is from RefSeq and is a predicted model, not a curated record.